GUUGUUUGUCAGUCCCUGAGCCAGUCCGCAGAGGGAAGGAGGCAAGAUGGUGUUGGAGAGCACUAUGGUUUGUGUGGACAACAGUGAGUACAUGCGGAACGGAGACUUCCUUCCCACCCGACUGCAGGCCCAGCAGGAUGCUGUCAACAUUGUAUGUCACUCCAAGACUCGAAGCAACCCUGAGAAUAACGUGGGCCUGAUCACACUGGCCAAUGACUGUGAGGUGCUGACCACACUCACCCCGGACACUGGCCGCAUCCUCUCCAAGCUCCACACUGUCCAACCCAAAGGCAAGAUCACCUUCUGCACUGGCAUCCGCGUGGCCCAUUUGGCUCUGAAGCACCGGCAGGGCAAGAAUCACAAGAUGCGCAUCAUCGCCUUUGUGGGUAGCCCCGUGGAGGACAACGAGAAGGAUGUGAGUCCACAGACAGCCUGCCAGGCAGAGCCUCCAUUUGGAAAUGUCUUGAAGUACUUAGAACUGGGCGGAGGUGUUAGGCAUGUCAUCUGGGGAAAGGCCCUUCGUGUGUCUAUGGAAGAGCAGCGGCAGCGGCAGGAGGAGGAGGCACGGCGGGCUGCUGCGGCCUCUGCAGCUGAAGCUGGAAUUGCUACACCUGGGACUGAAGGUGAAAGAGACUCGGAUGACGCCCUACUGAAGAUGACCAUCAGCCAGCAGGAGUUUGGCCGUCCUGGACUUCCGGACCUAAGCAGUAUGACUGAGGAAGAGCAGAUUGCCUAUGCCAUGCAGAUGUCCCUGCAGGGAACAGAGUUUAGCCAAGAAUCCACUGACAUGGAUGCCAGCUCAGCCAUGGACACAUCUGAUCCAGUCAAGGAGGAGGAUGACUAUGACGUGAUGCAGGACCCGGAGUUCCUUCAGAGCGUCCUAGAGAACCUUCCAGGUGUGGAUCCCAACAAUGCAGCCAUUCGAAGUGUCAUGGGGGCUCUGGCCUCCCAGGCCACCAAGGAUGGCAAGAAUGACAAGAAUGACAAGAAAGAGGAAGAGAAGAAGUGAGACCGGAGGGAGGGGUAGCCGCGUCUGCCCAGGGGACUGUAAAGACGGGGUUGAAUAGAGGCUUAGAUGUGCUCUGCUGCCUUUACGAUGGAAUAAAGCUUGGCAAGUUUU
This is a messenger RNA of Mus pahari (shrew mouse), 1120 nucleotides long. It is a transcript of the gene Psmd4, whose product is annotated as proteasome 26S subunit, non-ATPase 4. Gene Ontology annotation, cellular component: proteasome regulatory particle, base subcomplex; nucleus; cytosol. The coding region runs from base 47 to 1009 and encodes 320 amino acids. The transcript has 8 exons. Gene Ontology annotation, molecular function: polyubiquitin modification-dependent protein binding. The record is from RefSeq and is a predicted model, not a curated record. Gene Ontology annotation, biological process: proteasome-mediated ubiquitin-dependent protein catabolic process. Lineage: Eukaryota; Metazoa; Chordata; Mammalia; Rodentia; Muridae.